Messenger RNA from Homo sapiens (human), 7071 nucleotides. RefSeq names its product C1q and TNF related 7 (gene C1QTNF7). The transcript is spliced from 4 exons. The record is from RefSeq and is a predicted model, not a curated record. NCBI's taxonomy places the organism in Eukaryota, Metazoa, Chordata, Mammalia, Primates, Hominidae. Gene Ontology annotation, cellular component: extracellular region. Gene Ontology annotation, biological process: signal transduction. The coding region runs from base 2834 to 3703 and encodes 289 amino acids.
GUACAACAGCAUGAGCUCCAAGCUUCAAACGCAUUCUCAUGCUCAGACGAGCACUUUAUUUUUCAUCAAGUUAUUUUUUGCAUUGUUUUGGAGUAGCUUCGAAUAAUAAACACAUAUUUCUGCUUUAAAUUUUUAAUAGUUAACUACAUUCAUGGGACAACCAAAGCAAGAAAGCCUCAUGUUUUGGGGGAAAGUUUGAUAUCAGCAAUGUCCAGACAAGGCUUGCUAUGGACUGAAUUGUGUCACCCCAAAAUUCAUGUGUUGAAGCUUUAACCCCUAUUACGGCUUUAUCAGGAGAUAGAGGCGUUCAUAGCUAAUCCAACUUAAAUGAGGUCAUAGGAUGGGUCCAUAAUCCAAUAGGACUAUGGUCUCUUAAGAAAAGGAAGAGAAAGAUCUCCCUCUGCCCACCAUAUGAGGACACAGAAGGGAGGCAGCCAUCUGCAAGUCAAGAAGAGAAGCCUCACCAGAAUCCAACCACGCUGGCACCCAGAUCUCAGACUUCCAGACUCCAGAACUGUGAGAAAAUACAUUUCUGUUGUUUAUGCCACCCAGUCUAUGGUAUUUUGUUAUGGCAGCCCAAGCAAGACUCUACUAGAAAAUUCUUCUUACAGAUGAUAGAGUGCAAAUCUUAAAUAACAUUCAAAUAAUAAAUUAAUAAAAGGGUAAGAUAGUGAAUGGAACCAUAAAAUAUGAGUUGGACUUGUGACUUGAUCAUUUUCAAGGGGGCGCUGAUCUUGAUUCAUUUGAUCUUUGUUCAUGGCUACUUCAAAAAUAAAGACAUUCCCAUUUGUGUCAAGAUACCGUGGAUGCCUUUCUGUGUGACUGAACAAAAUAUUUUCUCUUUGUUCUUCAUUCUUAACAUUACAUGAAAAAUGGAAGGACAAUUUGAGUCCUAAGAAAGAAAACCAAUAGCAGCAAGCAUGGGAGACAAGUACCAAGAGGUGGAUAACAAGGGAAAAAAGAUGAAAUACACUCCUAAAAGGAAAAGGGGGAAAAAAAGUCAAGGCAGAACCCAGGAGCCCUGGCACCUAGUGGUGUCAGCCAAUGACACAGAUGAAAUGGGCAAUGGUAGUUGCACAUCCCGCUGGAAAAUACCACUGUCUCAGCCCAUUAGUACUGCUAUAACAAAAUACCACAGACUAAGUAAUUUAUAAACAACAGAAAUUUAUUUCUGACAGUUCUAGAGGCUGGGAUAUCCAAGAUCAAGGUGCCAACAGGUUUAAGGCCUGGUGAGGGCUCUGUCUCUGCUUCCAAGAUGGCACCUUGUUGCUAAGUCCUCCAGAGGGACAAAUGCUAUGUCCACACAUGACAGAAGGGUAGAGGGCAAAAAGGGCUUAGCUAUCUCCUUCCAGCCCUUGUACAAGGUCAUGAAUCCCAUUCACGAGAGCCCUGCCAUUGUGACCUAAUGACCUCCUAAAUGCUCCACCUCUUAAUAUUAUCACAUUGGAUCUUAGGUUCCAACGUAUGAAUUUGUGGGGAAACACGUAUAUUCAAACCAUGGCAACUACUUUAUAGUUUCAAAGCCUAAAACAUUGCAAAGCACUAUCUUGAUAAACACCUCAUUUGAUUCUAACCACAACAAAAUGAGGUAAGUGCAAUGGGACAGGGAUCACAUACCCAGUGAGUCAACUGUGUUUUGGAACGUUUAAAUGACUCCACAGGGCUCCCUUGGCUGUUAAGUGUUCCAGGCAGUGGCCAAGCCUUGAUUUUCUAUUUCUAGAUCUAGUGUUCUUUCUGAGGCACAUGUUAAGAUAUGCUGUAUAUGCUGUAUACCCUUUCAUCUAAUCUUGACCUGGAUUUCCAAGGUAAAAUUUUCUCCAUAUUCUAUCUCAUUUCCUGGCCACUAUACUCCUCCUUCUCCAUCCAAAAGUCACUCAAUGGUUUCUUUCAGUCAGAAAAUAACACCGAAUGGAAAAUGAGAAUGGAAAGGAGAAGAGAAGCAUGUAAAUGGGGCUGUGACGACAAAAUUUCAUCUUAGGAUACAAUUGCUUUCAUCCUGGACAAAAUGCUUUCAGAGAGAUUACCACAUUGUAUGACCAAGCAAGGGUUACUAUUACGAUUUUCAUUCUGCAGCUGUGAAAAUCAAGACUCAGAAACAUUAAGGGCCAUGUCCAGUGAUAGGUAUCUUAAAAGAUCGAGAGUCAGAUCUCCAGCCCUUGCAUCUGCCUCCACCUCCCUACAGUGGACACAGCACUGGCUUGACAGUCGGCUCUUAGGUUCCUGUCCUUCCACUAACUAGCUGUGUGAUGCUGGUCAAGUCUUGUAAGCCCUGGGCAUCGUUUCUUUCUACUGUCAACCGAAGGGGCUGGGCUGCUUGGUCUCUAAGAACAUCCUGUAAAGUAGCUGAUAAGAAAGAAAUUGCAACUGCUGGUCUUUGAAGACCAGUCAGAGGUGCCCUGAUCUCUCCCAGCACAACAAUGAGAAGGUGUUCAGCUAAUAUCACACUUUUAGAAAAAAUAUUGUCCAGACUCACUGUGCUAUUUCCCAAAUAUGAUUUGGGGAGCGAGCCAACAGAUAAAGAAGGAUAUUUAUUUUUGUUUGUAAUGUCGACGUCUUCUUUCGGGCUCGAUCAAACAAUCAGGAGAUCUGUGUAGGCCACAGCGUCAUUGCACGCCGGGGUCCUUGCCCGCUCCCUCUCUCUGCCACCGCUCAAAGCCUGGGAGAACGCUUUUGAAAGCGAAUCAGGAAAUUACUUAUCAAUCUGAAGCCCCAAAGAAUUAUGAAUAAUCCUCGCUGCCAAAGGGAAGGGGAUUUUGAGCAAAAGCUCCACAUCUGCGCACACUAGAGUUCAAAGACUCCAGCUGUUGGAAGGUCUUGUGAGCAAUAGCCAAAGAUGUUUGUCUUGCUCUAUGUUACAAGUUUUGCCAUUUGUGCCAGUGGACAACCCCGGGGUAAUCAGUUGAAAGGAGAGAACUACUCCCCCAGGUAUAUCUGCAGCAUUCCUGGCUUGCCUGGACCUCCAGGGCCCCCUGGAGCAAAUGGUUCCCCUGGGCCCCAUGGUCGCAUCGGCCUUCCAGGAAGAGAUGGUAGAGACGGCAGGAAAGGAGAGAAAGGUGAAAAGGGAACUGCAGGUUUGAGAGGUAAGACUGGACCGCUAGGUCUUGCCGGUGAGAAAGGGGACCAAGGAGAGACUGGGAAGAAAGGACCCAUAGGACCAGAGGGAGAGAAAGGAGAAGUAGGUCCAAUUGGUCCUCCUGGACCAAAGGGAGACAGAGGAGAACAAGGGGACCCGGGGCUGCCUGGAGUUUGCAGAUGUGGAAGCAUCGUGCUCAAAUCCGCCUUUUCUGUUGGCAUCACAACCAGCUACCCAGAAGAAAGACUACCUAUUAUAUUUAACAAGGUCCUCUUCAACGAGGGAGAGCACUACAACCCUGCCACAGGGAAGUUCAUCUGUGCUUUCCCAGGGAUCUAUUACUUUUCUUAUGAUAUCACAUUGGCUAAUAAGCAUCUGGCAAUCGGACUGGUACACAAUGGGCAAUACCGGAUAAAGACCUUCGACGCCAACACAGGAAACCAUGAUGUGGCUUCGGGGUCCACAGUCAUCUAUCUGCAGCCAGAAGAUGAAGUCUGGCUGGAGAUUUUCUUCACAGACCAGAAUGGCCUCUUCUCAGACCCAGGUUGGGCAGACAGCUUAUUCUCCGGGUUUCUCUUAUACGUUGACACAGAUUACCUAGAUUCCAUAUCAGAAGAUGAUGAAUUGUGAUCAGGACCAAGAUCCCUGUGGUAAACACUCUGAUUGAAUCUGGGGUUCCAGAAGGUGGAACAAGCAGGAAUGGGAUCCAAAGAGACUCCCACUCAGAUUCUAAAGCAUUUAAAGACAAUUCUAGCAGAAUUUAUCAAAACAAGAUGAAACACAGAAAAGUUGAAACCACAACAAAAUGAAUUCUAUUAAAGAAUAGCCCCAGAUAUAAAUUCUCUUGAAAGCAAUGUUCAUAAAUAUUUAAGCAAAUUAAAGACAAUGUUAACAAAUUUUCUAUUAAAUGCCCUGAGUGAUAAAACCAGUUGGCAAUAAUAUUGCCUUAUUAAAUCUUCAAAAAAUAUAUUUUAGUCUGUUAUUUAAGAAAAACAUAACAUCCCAAAAUCUUUGACAAUUCUCGAAAGGCUAUAUAGUAAGUCAAAAACCAAAGGUAAGAGAUGCUAACUAUUUUUCAAGCAAGCUACAGAGAAAUGAUAAAUGUUUUUUGUUUUAUUAUUUAUUCCUUCAUGUUUGUAUAUAUUCACUCAACAACCCUUUAAUGAGCCUGUAAGGACCAGACACUGUGGCGCUGAAUCAGAUUUAAUAAUGAGUUAAGACAAAGCCCCUACCUAUGGGCUAGUGUGUGGUGAUCAAACUAUCACAAUUCAGUGUGAUGAGCAGCAUAGCAAACAGAUGGAUUUGAAGCUAAAAGCACACAGGGUCUGCUAUUCCUGAGGCUGGGGGCCAGAGAAGCUUUUACGCAUGGAAAAACACUAAUCAUGCCAAGGUGUAUGUGUUUAAGGGGGUGUGAUGGAUGCAAAGGGAAUGAGGAAUUCAGCACUGCAUUCUCUUUGCACCCUCAAUGCAUGAUUGGUAUUCUCAACAGCAAAGGGGUGAAAAAUCUAGAGACAGAGGAGGCCUGGCAGGGGUGAUAAAAAUGGAGAUUGAAAUGAAGAGAAAUAGCCAGCAGGUGAUUCUUCUGAAUCCUUUAGUGUGAUGGUUUCCCAAGACAAACAUUUGUCCUAAUAGCUUUCUCAUAAAUAUGGGCACCACUUUACAUUGUGGUAAGACAUUGCUUCUCAUGGAUCUGCUAGGUAUUUAUUUCAAAUAAAGCAAGGCAUAUGUUCACUGAUUUACGAGUAAGCUGAUGAGAGCAAUGAACAGGAGAAGGAGGGAGAGAGCCAAAUGUCUGAGUAAACAGAUAUCCCUUCCAAGUCUCACACCUCCCUUAGUCCCACUCUUGCUUGUGUCAGCACCUUGUUCUUCACUGAACUGCAAUUCUUCAAUUAUUCUCUUCCAUGAUUUUGUCUGAUCUACCAUUUCUAUGGUUUAUGGUAAUAGUAUUCCCUUUAUCCCUCCCUUUUGGUAACUUCCAAUCCUCCUUCUAUGUAUUCCUUUCUCUGCUCAUUGACUUAUAAAUAGUUUUCAUACCUCUUAUGUUUGAAUCACCAUGCUAGAUUCUGUGAAGACAGAAGAGUAUCAAGAUUAAUAUAUUAAUAGUAUAGCUCUGACUGGUAAAUUUCUUUUUUUUAAUCUUCCCCAAUUUAAAUUUUUUAAUUUAAAAGUAAAUUUUACUGUCGAAAAUGCAAACUUGGGGAGGGCGGAAACAUCACACACAAGGUUUCCACUUCACACUUGGAGGGUUGCAUGGCGGCUGGGCAAAGGUGCUCCCCACUUCCCAGAUGGUGCGGCGGCUGGCCAGAGGCACUCUUCACUUCCCAGACAGAGGGGCGGCCGGGCAGAGGUGCUCCUCACUUCCCAGAGGGUGCAGGAGCCAGCUCUGACUAGUAAAUUUCUAAGGAUACCAGAAAGGAAAUGGCAUGCACACACACAAAAAAUACCUAAAUUUUGGAUGAGAAAAUGAUAAAAUAUGCUAAGUUCUAGGCUGGAAAUAAGGGCAAAAUGCUGUGAAAGAAGAGGAAAUGUUUACUUCCAAAUUAGGAUGUGACAGAGAAGGGAUAGGGAAAUCCUCUCUGCUCAUUGGGCCUUACAUGAUGGGUGACACUUGGAGUGGCACAAGUUGGGGGAAAGCGCACUUGAGACAGAGGUAAUGAUGGGGACGAAGUGAGAACAGAGACCCAGAAGGAGAAUCAAUGGACCAUAUUUGUAAGAGCUUUGAAAGCCAGCCUGAGAAUUGGAGGAUUUAUUCAUAAGAAAGUGUAGAGACCCUGUGUAUUUCAGAGCUGGAUACUGCCAUUACCACAGAUGAAAGUUGCAAUGAUCUAGCAGUUGUGUGCAAAGGCAAGGCUUGCUUUUCCUGUCUUUCAACCCUAUCUUGCUUUUCCUGUCUUUCAACCCUAUCUUGCUUUCAUUGUCUUCAUCUUCCUGCCAUACUUUGUGCACUUAUUGCUCUCCUUCUGAGUCAGGACAUGUGUACAGGAGACCAAGAACAAUGAGUAUUAGAAAAAAAGGAGACAGCAAAGGUGGUUUGAGGUAGUCACCUGCUUACAGAUAACAGCCAAAGAUAGAAUUCCAAGUUAUAAAGCAUAAAAAAGAGCCAACAGAAGUAACUAAUCCGGGAAAAGUGAACAUAUGGGCCCUUUAAAGACUACAAGAUUUGCUAGAUAAACUGGAAAUGGAGAAGUUAUUGCAGACAGUCAUGAACCACAAAUCACUGUGAUUAAAAUUUUCUUCUGAUCGUAAUCCACGAAUGCAUUCAUUUUUUGGACAUUGCUUACUUAUCUUUUAAAUGUUUCUUUUAUUACAAAGCCUAUUUUGAGUAGCUUUUAAAACUGAAUUUCCUUUAAUUGGUUUGAAGCCUAGAGAUGAAUUUCGUUUUCAAAUAUCUGGUGGGAUGGUAAUGGGGAUUAGAGAACUGACAUGAGAAAAGAGGAGCUGUUUUGGUAUUAAACGAAUAAAAUCUUAAGCAAAUAUAGGUGUCUUUUAUUCUUAAAAAAUAGCAGAUACAGUUUAUCCACAUUUGUAAAUAUUUGUAUAAAGAAAGUAGCAAAACAGUUUUGGUUUAAAAAGUUCCAAGUCUCAUUGCAAUCAUUCUUUGUAAAGGCUGACUUGUAAUGAAUAUGUAUUAAGCAAUAUUUAUUGACUAUACACCAUCUUGUUCUAGAAGAGUUUAAAGCCACUUAAGAAGAUAAAUAAGAUAUAAAAAGAAAACAGCAGUCAAAAGCAGAUGAGAAGAAAUGGGAAAAACAAAAAAAAAAGAAAAUAAUGAGGCUAAUAUAAUGCUGUGUGUACAUGAACAUGAAUGUGCCUGUGUUACACAUUUUCAGGCCACAAAUGUUUCUUUGUGCCCCUGCAUGCACAAGGGUAUUUCCAGGUCAUUUAUCAUUGUGAACAGUGUUGCUUAUGAUAAAAAAUAGAUUCUAUAAACUCUAAAUAUACUUUUUUUCUACCACUCUGUGUAAAAGAUCAUGAACGUAAAUAAAUUUUAGAUAUGA